This is a messenger RNA of Saccostrea echinata, 3808 nucleotides long. RefSeq names its product palmitoyltransferase ZDHHC6-like. Gene Ontology annotation, molecular function: palmitoyltransferase activity. Gene Ontology annotation, biological process: protein palmitoylation. NCBI's taxonomy places the organism in Eukaryota, Metazoa, Mollusca, Bivalvia, Ostreida, Ostreidae. Gene Ontology annotation, cellular component: Golgi apparatus. Bases 83 to 1255 code for a protein of 390 amino acids. The record is from RefSeq and is a predicted model, not a curated record. The transcript is spliced from 10 exons.
GAGGGUAAAACCGUAACUGCCGUAAGCAGAGAAUCAUUCGGUGAUCUUUUUGUAUCAAAUGAUAACCUAGUCGGAAGUAACCAUGCCAGGCAUAAAACAGCUAUUACACUGGGGCCCCAUUCUGGCACUGUCAGUCAUCUUCAUCAUCACAGUGGUUGGGUUUAAAUGCUCUUUAAUGUGGUGGCCUGUUCACAUGAAAGGAAGUUGGAUAAACUUGAUGAUAUACUUUACUUGGUUAUUUCUUAUUUUGUACAACUACUUCCUAGCAGCAUUCAAAGGUCCAGGAUUUGUACCAUUAGGUUGGAGACCUGAAAAUGAAGAAGAGACACAAUAUCUACAGUACUGUGUAUUUUGCAAAGGAUAUAAAAGUCCCAGGGCACACCACUGCAGAAAAUGCAACAGAUGUGUAAUAAAGAUGGACCAUCACUGUCCUUGGAUAAACACCUGCUGUGGACAUUUUAACCAUGCCAACUUUACCUACUUUCUAUUCUUUGCUCCGAUUGGAUGUAUUCAUGCUGCUAUCAUUUUAAUAUGUUCUGUAUAUAGGGCUUUAAAUUGGCAGUACUACUUUUACUAUACAAAUGAGCCUGUGGUUCACCUGGACUUUGUAGGAUUUAUCUGUGCAAUGUUUUCUAUAGGCCUUGCCAUUGGGGUUACAAUUGCAGUGGGCAUGCUGUUUUUCAUACAAAUGAAGUCCAUAAUAAAAAAUGAAACUGGAAUAGAGCAGUGGAUCAUAGAAAAGGCAAAAGACAGAGAGAGAGAUGAGGAGGAAGGAGAGUUUAUUUAUCCUUAUAACCUCGGAUGUUGGAAAAAUAUAUGUGAAGUUUUCACCUUGAAUGGCAAACCAAAAUCUGACGGUUUUACAUGGAAUAUAGUCCAAGAAUGUAAUCAGUUUACACUUACUAUUGAACAAAUAAAUCAAAAGGCCUUAAAAAGAGAGAGAACUGUGGAGUAUGUGAUUGGAAAAGACUUCAGUGGUUCUUGGUUUCCCAUCACAAUGGGAUGGAGAGUUUGUAUAAAUUUCCCUUGUACUGAUGAACCUAGAAUAAAAGUGAAAGUAGGAGACAGAGUCAGGGUCACACGAUGGAAAAAGCACUGGUUAUAUGGAACAAAAGUAAAUUUGGAGGGAAAAUUAAAAGGUCAAACAAAAGAAAGAGAGAGAGGUUGGUUCCCAAGAAUUUGUGCGAAACAAGACAUUUCUAACGGGCAUUAUGGUGGAAGUGAAAUGGAGGUAGAACAUGAAAAAGCAGCGUAAUGUUCAUUCAACAGAGUAAUUGGAUUUUACAUUAAUAAUAUUUGAUGACAGUUAGACAGCCUCAGGUAUUUAUUAUUUUCAGUGUGAAAUCUGCAUGAUUUUUUUUUUUAUUAUGGUGCAGAGUCAGUUUUGUAUCAUUUUGCAACCUCGGUGAUUUGGUCAGCCAACAAACCUAUAGAUUAUUUUAAUCUAGACAUCACUUUAUAUGAUAAAUCUCUGUUAAGCCUUUACAUCGUGUUUAUAAAUUGUUUUGGAUGUUGAACUUUAUUUGGAUUUUAUAUUUUAUUAGAUUCUAAUGAUGAGAAAUGUUUGUAUUACUGCUGUUAUGACAUUGUCACAAACUGAUAAACUGUGAUCCUUGAAGUUGAAUAUUCUAACUUGUAUAUAUCUAUCAAAUUUGAAACUGAACUUAGAUUCUUUGUCAGUUGCCAUAAACAAUCAGUAAAAUUUACUAAUUUUUCCUCUAAUUAGACAUUGUUCUUAAUUUUAAAAUAGAAUUUCAUUUCUGUAUUAUUAAAACAUUGAAGGCUAAUAUAUAUAUGUAAUCAUUAAAAUGUGUUAAUAUAAAUUGAAGAAUAAGGGCACAUUUGAUAUGGAUUUGGCAGGAAUCUUGGUACACUUGAAAAAAGAAAAUUUCAACAACCCUCACACCAAUCCAUAUAUUUUAGCACUCUAUUGAUUUGUCAGGCUUCUGCGAUAUAGCAAAGGGAAAUAUUUUUCCAAUAUUGCGUUUUGAUUUGCUAAAAUAUGCAAUUAAACUGGCUACAUGGGUCAUUUGGAAUAAAUUUAGCAUUUUAAAUCAAGUGUUUCCAUGAAUUUGUUGUCUCAAGAUCGAUCAUCUCUCCACUAUUUUUAAAAAAUGUUAUUUGUGUGCAUUUUAAUUCAGCAAAACGUGCAAAUGUUUAUUAAAAAUGGAGAGAAGACCCAGAGACUAUAAAAAAUAAGGUUUUGGGGAAAAAUUACGUUGUUUAAAAGCAGUGCUUCAUUGCUGUUUUAAAAUUCAGAUUUUGCGAUGAUAGCUCAGUGGUACAUGUAUAUGUGGUGGUGAGGAAUCAAUACUUUUUGGUUCAAUCCAGACAUUUUUUUUUUGUUAACAAAAACUUAGUUUGUUGCUUUGAUUUGACUUGUUGAUUUAGUAAAUUUUAAAAUUAAGUUAGAUUUUGAUUAUGUUACACAGAGAGUGAAAGCAAUUCUUCCCACCCACUGAAAUUUUAAUACAUUUGCAUUUAACUUUACCCUAUUACAUGUACCUUAUAAUUCUUUACUAAUUAUGUGAAGUGAUAUUAUUUAAUGCCAUAACUGUUAAAAUGAGCUGACUUAAAUAUUACAUUCUCUGACAAGAUGUUACAUUUUCCUGUGUGUACACUUUUAAUUAUUUUCAUAAAGUCUGUCCAGCUGAGCUCAGCAAACCCAAUUUUUUGCUUUUCUGCACAUAUAAACUAUUAGCUGCAAUAAUGUAGCCCUCUACGAUUUUUUUUUAUUGGGAGAGGCCCUUUCCAGAAAACAUUAGAUAAAAAAAUUAUUGCAGCUAAUAAACUAUGAAUUAGUCGUAUACAUGAAGCCUGCAGAUUACACACCAAAUACACCCAUCUUCUUUGGUACAUUUCUGUGCAUUGUAAUAAAUGGAAUUGAUACUAAGCUAAUGUAAGCUAAUGUAUACUUACAGGAUCACCCCUCUUGUAUUGCUUCAGACAUUUUCACUACUACAUCUAUCAUAGCAACAAUCUGGGGGGGGGGGGGGGGGGGUUUGACAAUGAAAGUCCAAACAUUAUCUGGGUAUAUUGGUUACUUAUUGUCUUUUAUAACUUCAUAUCUAUUGUAAUAAUCCCCCUGUUGAAUCUGCACCUAUGGGCAAGGAGAAGUCAUGAUCUCUUGGUAUACUUUUUUAUUUAAGUUAGAAAUCAGUUUGUUUUAUAAUAUUUUUUUCUAUGCACUACAGGUAGUUUUGUGCAUGUUGGUGUUGUCUGUGAGAUUUGUUGUGUACAUGGUAGCCUAGCACCACAUUUGAAAUUGUGAAUUUAAGUAGUCCAUAGUAAAUAUUUACUUUUCAGUGGAUGAAAUUAAGAUAAAUGAAAUGCAUCUAUCUAUUUAAACAAUUUGUUUUUGUGAUGUCUUUGAAAUUUUGUAGAUAUAAAUGCAUAUGGAUUUUCAUGGAUAUGCAUUUCAUUUUUUUCAUAUGUAUGUUUAAGAUUUGAAAUAUGAUAGUAAGGGUUUUUUUUUUUGACAUUUUAAGGGUGUUUUUUUUUUUAUUUUUUUGUGAAAUGAUGCCUUCUAUUAUUUUCUUUAUUCUCUCCCUCUUAUUUCCUUUUUUAUGCCCCCCCCCCCAAAUUAUUUUAUGGCAACAAUCAUGCAUUUUCUAAAUCCUGUGGAGUUUUAGAGCUAGUUGAGAGUUAUGAAAAUCCAACAUGAUGUUGUUCUGUCUGAAUUUUUAUUUUGAUGAAUAUUUAAAUUUUGACUUGACAAGACAAAAAAUUGUAUAUUUGUUACAUGUAAAUUAAUAUGUAUGACAGUGCUUUCAAAGCUUCCAAAUAAAUAUUUUUAUGUACACAGCAA